AUGAUUGCUGAACAUGGACUCAUUACUCUAGUAUAUACCCUAUAUCGAGUAGUACCUCAGGAGAUUUUGGUCUUGGCAUAUGAUUUUGCUCCACGAGGGUCCCUGCACGACAUCCUUCAUGAACAGGAAGGCAUAGGUUCAAGCUCAAAUCCGAAUCCAGCUUUAACAUGGUCUCAAAGAAUUCAAAUCGCUCUUGGGGUUGCCAGGGGAUUAUGCUACAUACAUAAUUAUUGCUGGGAUUUAGUCCAUCACAACAUCAGAUCCAACAAUGUUUUACUCUGUGAUGAUGAAACUGCUAUGAUAAUUGAUCCUUUACUAUGGACUCAAUGUCAAUCUUGUAGGACAAUAUCAUAUAAAGAGUGUCAUCCUAAUCUAUUGAAUGCUCACAAUCAGAAAUGUGAUAUUUACAGCUUUGGUGAGGUUCUCCUUGAGCUCUUGACAGGUAGUAAAAUAGUUGAUAACACACUACGAGCAGGGCAGCCUGACCUUAUGUUAUGGCAAGCUUUUAUACAGCUGGAUUCAGACAGAUGGCUCAAGUUGCUCAACUGUGCCUUCAAGAUAGAGCUCCAAACAUGCGUGGAGUUGUACGAGAUCUCGAGCUGUGACUUCAUGAAACCAAAUGACAGCAGUCAAGGAGCCAAAAUCAAUUGA
Molecule: messenger RNA, 651 nt
Organism: Salvia hispanica
Lineage: Eukaryota; Viridiplantae; Streptophyta; Magnoliopsida; Lamiales; Lamiaceae
Source: RefSeq, a predicted model, not a curated record